CAACACUAAUUGCGUCAGGCAGAGCCUCACUAACUUUCAAAACUUGCAACCGUGCCUAGAUCAGACCCUUCAGGUUUGUUCUGAUCAGCAGGUCUCUGUCUAGGCAAACAGCAAUGAGCUCUGAUGAAGAUUUUGAGUCAGCAAAAGAAACACAAGUAAAAAAGGUCUCUGAUACAGGAAAACUGCCUUCUAAAAUACCACGCAAAAGGAAACAGGAAGAUGAAGAAUUUAAGGUACCAAUAAAGCGCACAUCUCGUAGAAAGCUGCAAGAGGUGGAACAAGAGAAUUCUCCUGUUCGAAAAAUUGCAAAUGCAUUUAAUUCUAAAGUUCGAAAUUUAGCACAAAAUGUUGUAGCAUUUAGUCCUCGUUUGACACGAGGGCGUAAGAGAUUGUUUAAUCCUGAAACAGCUCCUUCAUCUUUUGCUUCACAAAAUCGUAAAUGAGUGGGAUUUAGCAGAAAGAUAUAGCUCAGAGUUUGUCUGUGAGACAUGUCAGUCAGCUGGAGUUUUACCUUCAAGGACAAUGAAAACUUUUAAUUUUUUAUAUGCAAAUUAAUAGUAAAAUUUCAUGAAUUUUUUUGUCUGCAUUUUAAUAAAGUUUUUAUAUUAAAAGAAAA
This is a messenger RNA of Stegodyphus dumicola, 616 nucleotides long. RefSeq lists its product as uncharacterized. The record is from RefSeq and is a predicted model, not a curated record. NCBI's taxonomy places the organism in Eukaryota, Metazoa, Arthropoda, Arachnida, Araneae, Eresidae. Gene Ontology annotation, molecular function: microtubule binding; plus-end-directed microtubule motor activity; ATP binding. Gene Ontology annotation, cellular component: spindle microtubule; nucleus; mitotic spindle. Gene Ontology annotation, biological process: mitotic spindle assembly; spindle elongation; microtubule-based movement.